AUUAAUUGUCUUUUAAGCUGAUUAAAGAAUUAUAUUGUUGGACUGUAAAUAUAUGAACAGAAAAGCCAGCCAAUAACCGAGUAUAGCUAUCCAUUACCCCCUAGUCAGUGUAAUAUCAACUGCUAUCUGUAAGGUCAAACUGACCUUAGACCUCACUCACCCACUCUUGUCUACAGAUGAUAAGACCUCCUAUAAAUUAACUAUCUAUAACCCCUUUUUCUUUACAUUGGCCACCAGUCCGUGAUUAUACAUUGUACGAAAAACACGUUUCGUUCUUAAAUACUUUGUGUUUAAAUUCGUUGUUAAAUUUCACAUCUCAUUUAAUUUUCCCUCAUGGCUAAAUUCGUUAAUUACUGUGAUUUUCUAUCUCCAUAUUAGUUCCGUUUGUGUAAAUUGGACAUUGCCUUCCAUAUUAAGAAGCUGGAAGGAUAUAUUUGUUUAAGAUUAAUUCCGGGGUCAGCAUACAUGCAUCAAUUUUCAUUAAAUCUGCUCCAAAAAAUGACAAUAACUUUAAUGUACCGAGUCAACCCUAUUUACUAUUCGGACUAUUCGGAUACGAUUUAGAUUUCCAACUGAAAGUAUUUCAGUUAAAAAAUAUCUGUUGCCAUUGGCUUUAUAAUUUCGAGUACUACAAAUACGGAGUAUAUCCAAAGGAUAUUACCUGACUGCUAUAUUGAACUAUCCAGAGAGGAAUUUAUAUUAAGAAAAUGGACAUCGUUGCAAACUAUCACCCGGUCUUCAAAGCGUUUCUGGCGGGAUCGUUUUCAGGAACUUUCAGCACAAUCCUCUUCCAACCAUUGGAUUUAGUCAAGACAAGACUCCAAAACCCCAGCCAACAUGUUGUGGCGGCGACGGUCAACAGCCGAAUCCAACCCGGCAUGAUCACAAUCUUCGUAAACAUCGUACGUCAGGAACAAAUAGUUGGUCUUUGGAGAGGAAUGGUGCCUUCGAUCGCGAGAUGCGUACCGGGCGUCGGGUUGUACUUCUCAUCCCUUCACUGGCUAAAGUCUAAACUAGGAAAGACUAAACAGGACUUAGGCGCUAUGGAAGCGGUUGGAUUAGGGGUAGUGGCUAGGACUAUGAGCGGCGUCGCUUUAAUACCUAUGACAGUUAUCAAAACAAGAUACGAAUCUGGAGUAUACAAAUACAAUGGUCUCCGGAGCGCCUUAAAAUCAAUUUACAAAGCAGAGGGAAUCAGAGGAUUAUCCUGUGGGCUUGGACCAACUCUGGCUAGAGAUGCACCUUUUUCUGGGCUAUAUCUCAUGUUCUAUACACAAACCAAACAAGCCAUGCCUAAAGAAUGGAUGUCGACCCCAGCAGCGGCAUCAAUGAUACAUUUCUCGUGUGGUAUCGUAGCUGGUAUAGCGGCUUCACUCGCCACUAACCCGGCCGAUGUACUCAAGACCAAAAUGCAGCUAUACCCAGACAAGUUUCCGAACGCUUUCAGCGCAGCCAUGUAUGUAAACCAGAAUUAUGGAAUAAAAGGUUACUUCAAGGGAGCUGUGCCCAGAAUGCUUCGCAGAACCCUCAUGGCGGCCAUGGCAUGGACGGUGUUCGAACAAAUAACUCGAUCUAUUGGCUUGAAAUGAGCAUACGAUUUUAGUUCUUAUUGACUAAUAAUUUAAACUAUUUUAAUAUUUUAUUAUUUCAAACAUAAUUGAAAUGUUUGUACCAUUUAUAUUUUCUUUUAGUUUUAAUUAUAUAUUCCUUGUGAUUUUUAAGGUUUAUUAUCCUUUGGUUUUGUGUUCCUCUUUAUUUUAUUUUUAGUUUACCUUUUUAAUUAUUGUCUAUGGUCUUUGAUUGUUUUAUUAGCCAAAAGGUUGAGUUAGUUUAAGGGUUUGUCUUAAGAUGUAUGUUCGUAACGCUACGAAAUAGUUGAUUAGGAAGCAAUGUGAUAUUGUCUAUAAAUAAAUGUUUAUAUAUUUC
Danaus plexippus (monarch butterfly) is the source of this 1926-nucleotide messenger RNA. RefSeq names its product mitochondrial glycine transporter-like. The transcript has 6 exons. Gene Ontology annotation, molecular function: glycine transmembrane transporter activity. Gene Ontology annotation, biological process: glycine import into mitochondrion. Gene Ontology annotation, cellular component: mitochondrion; mitochondrial inner membrane. The record is from RefSeq and is a predicted model, not a curated record. The coding region runs from base 708 to 1589 and encodes 293 amino acids. Lineage: Eukaryota; Metazoa; Arthropoda; Insecta; Lepidoptera; Nymphalidae.